This is a messenger RNA of Daphnia pulicaria, 939 nucleotides long. RefSeq names its product protein seele-like (gene sel). The record is from RefSeq and is a predicted model, not a curated record. The transcript is spliced from 5 exons. Gene Ontology annotation, cellular component: endoplasmic reticulum. Lineage: Eukaryota; Metazoa; Arthropoda; Branchiopoda; Diplostraca; Daphniidae. The coding region runs from base 192 to 836 and encodes 214 amino acids.
GUCGUCAGCUUUUGACAGAUGUCGAUGUGUUCAAAUGUGAUUCGCCGACCAGUUCCAGUGCUUUUUUCUUUUACGUUAUUCAUUUCUCCUUUAUUUCGACUGGGUUUUUUCACGAGUGUUGUCCUUUUUCCUCCGUAGUUGUGCCCGUUUUAUUUUUUGUUUAGUCUAUUUUAGUUGGCAGCUCUUUUUAAAUGUUGGAAAUGAAAUUGUCUGUCUUUGUUUUCGUGUUCGUGGCCGCAUACGUCACAGCUAAUGAACCUGAUUAUGCCAACGGGAAUUUCGAUGUUCCGUCCGUGCCGAAAAGAGAAAUUCUGAGAUGCAUGGUGUGCAAAGCGUUGGUGGAUGAAGUGGAAAUAGCUGUUGAUAGAGUGGACCCUCACAAAAAAGUUGACAUGGGCAGCUUCCGCCUUGACGGAAAAGGAAACGUCAAACAAAACUUGGUACCUUAUGCACGCAGCCAGCUCUUCCUCUCUGAGGUCAUGGACAAGGUCUGCCCGAUGUUCAGGAAUUACGUCGUUGCCAAUUACAAAGCCACUGGUAGGCCGACGCUCUUGAGAAUUGAAACUCCAGACGGGAAAGGCAUGAAUCCCGAGAUGAGCAACGUCAAUAUCGUUCCCAAUCCCGAAGUGAACGAGCAAUUAUCUUCCUACUGUCAAGGUUUAGUCGAGGAAUACGAAGAUGAAAUCGUGUCCAUGUUCGCCAAAAGCGAGAAGCAACUCCACCAAAAGCUUUGCGUUCAAUUGGCCGAGGUCUGCCCCAGAGAUGCGGUCCCCGACUCGGACGAUUCCAGUCCCGAAUCCUCGGAGACUUACGAUUUCGAACGCGAAGAAUUGUAAUUUUGUGAUUGAUUUGGUUUUUCUAAGGAAAAAGGAAACUCCAACCCCCCCACAAAAAAAAUGAAUUAUAAACAUCGAGAUAUAAACGAGAAGUAUAAUUCUA